Molecule: messenger RNA, 2079 nt
Organism: Scedosporium apiospermum
Lineage: Eukaryota; Fungi; Ascomycota; Sordariomycetes; Microascales; Microascaceae
Product: Copper amine oxidase 1
Exons: 7
Coding region: 1-2079 (692 amino acids)
Biological process (GO): amine metabolic process
Molecular function (GO): quinone binding; primary methylamine oxidase activity; copper ion binding
Source: RefSeq, a predicted model, not a curated record
AUGCCCGCUGACGUCCGUCUGCCGCACCCCUUCGAUCCCCUCUCGAAAGAGGAGAUUGAGGCCGCCAUCGCCAUCAUCAAGAAGGCCCAUGGCGAUAACCUUCUUUUCAAUGUCAUAUCUCUCCAAGAGCCUCGUAAAGCUCAAAUGACCGCAUGGCUCGAAAAUCCCGCAUCUGCCCUUAGGCCUGUCCGAGUUGCCGAUGUAGUAGUCAUUUGUCCUGAUGGUAAAGUUUGCGAUGGCCUUGUCGACCUCCAAAAGGGCACCAUUACUAGUUGGGAGGAGCUAGACGGAUUGCAGCCGAUUAUCACCGUCGAGGAGCUCCAGAUGGCGGAGCACGUCGUGCGCAAAGACCCCCGAGUUAUCGAGCAGUGCAAGAUCAGCGGCAUCGCCGAAGAGGACAUGGACAAGGUCUACUGCGACCCCUGGACGAUCGGCUACGAUGAGCGCUGGGGAAACAAGACCCGCCUUCAGCAGGCGCUUAUGUACUACCGCCCCGACGUCGACGACUGCCAGUACCAGUACCCCCUUGACUUUUGCCCCAUCUUCGAUCCGAUCAGGAAGGAAAUCAUCCACAUUGAUAUUCCCAAGGUCAGAAGGCCGCUUAGCAAGGUCCCCGCCAUUAAUUACCACCCAGCUGGCGUUCAGAAGCAGGGCGGUUUCCGCUCGGACCUGAAGCCCAUCAAUAUCACCCAGCCUGAAGGCGUCUCAUUCAAAAUGACGGGAAGGGAAAUCGAGUGGCAAAACUGGAAAUUCCACAUCGGCUUCAAUUACCGCGAGGGAAUUGUCUUCAAUAACAUCACUUUUAACGACAAGGGCACAGAGAGGCCCAUUUUUUACCGCUUAUCUCUCGUCGAGAUGGUGGUUCCCUACGGAAACCCCGAGCACCCGCAUCAGCGUAAGCACGCACUGGAUAUAGGAGAGUAUGGGGCGGGGUAUAUGACGAACAGCUUAUCGCUCGGGUGUGAUUGCAAGGGUGCCAUCUUCUACCUUGAUGCCGAGUUCCCCACACGGGCGGGCGGAAUUCGAACCAUCAAGAACGCCAUCUGCAUCCACGAGGAAGACAAUGGAAUUCUUUUCAAGCACUCGGACUUCAGGGACGACUCCGUCAUUGUCACUAGAGCUCGUAAGCUUAUCAUCCAGCAGAUCUUUACCGCUGCCAAUUAUGAAUAUGCAAUUCAGUGGAUAUUCCAUCAAGACGGCACUAUUCAGCCCGAUAUCAAGCUAACGGGCAUCCUCAACACCUACUCCAUGAACCCAGAUGAGGACACCAAUGGCUGGGGAACGCAGGUCUAUCCAGGCGUCAAUGCCCAUAACCACCAACAUCUAUUCUGCUUACGCAUAGACGCCAACGUCGACGGCCCCAAGAACACCAUCUUUGCCAUCGAUGCCGUGCAAGCGGAGGCACCCGUCGGAAGCCCAGGAAACUACUACGGAAACGCUUUCUAUGCCCAACGAACCAAGCUCGCGACAGUUGGCCAGGCGAAGACUGAAUACAGCAGCGCGACCAUGAGGACGUGGGACAUUUGCAACACCAACAAGCUGCACCCAUACAGCGGCAAGCCCUCCAGUUACAAGCUAGUGAGCCGAGAGAUCCCCGGUCUGAUGCCCAAGCCUGGUUCCUUGGUAUGGAAGCGAGCUGGCUUUGCCCGCCAUGCUGUCCAUGUUACGAAAUAUCGCGACGACGAACUUUGGCCGGCUGGAAGACAUGUCCCGCAAACUUCAGGGGAACAAGAGGUCGGUCUCCUCAAGUGGUCCGCCGACGAGAGCGAGAGCAUCGAUAAUGAGGAUGUCGUUCUGUGGCACACGUUUGGGCUCACGCAUUUCCCCGCCCCGGAGGACUUCCCGGUCAUGCCUGCCGAGCCCAUCACGCUACUCCUCAGGCCACGCCACUUCUUCUCUAACAACCCCGUCAUGGACGUGCCGCCUAGCUACUGCAUCACUCCCAGCCAAGUUGCGGCAAAGGCACAGGGAGUUGGGCCCGCGUUUGAUAAGAACUCGGCGUAUGCGAAGCCGGAGAAGACCUGUGGUAGCUGCCAUGGUGAAAACGGCACGAAUGGAACUACUGAUGGCGCGCAUUAA